Messenger RNA from Acanthosepion pharaonis, 1047 nucleotides. Lineage: Eukaryota; Metazoa; Mollusca; Cephalopoda; Sepiida; Sepiidae. The record is from the annotation of a GenBank genome assembly.
AUGUCCUUUUUCAGCACGCAACACUCAGAUGCUCUCCGUGCCAAUGUGGAAUCCUUCCGUGUCAAUGGCAAUUACACUGAUGUCACAAUUCUGAUUGAGGACAAGAAAUUCUCCUGCCACCGGGCCAUUUUAGCUGCUGGCUCUUACUACUUUAAGUCCAUGUUUUCAUCAGGAAUGGAGGAGACUCACAAAAGUUCAUUCACCAUCAAGCAGAUUGACCCAUUGGUGUUUGGGCAUGUCCUUCAUUUUAUAUACACUGGCAGCAUCACCAUCACAUCUGGCAUAGUGUUUGAACUCUUCUCCCAGUCUCACAUGUUUCAGAUUUCAACCCUUGUGGAGCUCUGUGUACAGUUCUUCAAGGAGAAGAUCAAUGAUUCAAAUUGUUUGUGUGCUUUGUCCCUUGCUGAUGCCCAUGCUCACACAGACCUGUAUGAAUUCACCAAGCAGUAUGCUUGUGAACACUUCACUUCCCUUGUGAACGAUGAAGACUUUAUAAGACUUUCAGGUGAAUGUGUUGUAGACUUGUUGAAGGACAGACGUCUCAAUUGUACAGCAGAGAGUCAGGUGUUUGAAGCAGCUGUAAGGUGGCUGGAAAAUGACAUUGAACACAGAAAAUCCUAUCGUUAUCAAAUGAUGACUUGUAUCAAAUUCCCUCUGAUUCGCCAAAGUUACCUGUUGGAUGUUGUCAUCAAAUCACCUCAUGUGGCAUGUGAAAAAGGACAAGAAAUGAUCGAGGAGGCUCUUUCUUUCCACACAGUGCCUUCCCGGCGCAACCUACUGCAUGCCUAUCAAAUCACACCUCGCUAUUCUUUUCCAUAUACAGAAGCUGCCGUUCUCCUGGGGGGUCGUGUGGCAGAUGGUCUCAGCAGUGAUGUUGAGUAUUAUCGGCCAGACACUAGGGAAUUUGUAUCUUUGAAGCCACUGCCAUUUAAGAAACGAAAUGAGUAUGCUGCCUGUGUCAUUGAGCUUGUUAGGUUGACCCUAUCUCCAUCUCUUUACCCUCAACAGUCCAUAUUUUUGGCUACUGCAUUUCCCAGUUUCUUCUGA